Mercurialis annua (annual mercury) is the source of this 3080-nucleotide messenger RNA. RefSeq names its product DNA-directed RNA polymerases IV and V subunit 4-like. NCBI's taxonomy places the organism in Eukaryota, Viridiplantae, Streptophyta, Magnoliopsida, Malpighiales, Euphorbiaceae. The record is from RefSeq and is a predicted model, not a curated record. Gene Ontology annotation, cellular component: RNA polymerase complex. The transcript is spliced from 11 exons. Bases 187 to 879 code for a protein of 230 amino acids. Gene Ontology annotation, molecular function: nucleotide binding. Gene Ontology annotation, biological process: DNA-templated transcription initiation.
UUGAAAAGCAACAGCCUAAUAAGUGAAACUCAUAGGGUUUUUUUUUUUUGUAAUUUACACUACAAUUUGUAUGUUCAAGCUGACACUGUUGCUCCAAAAGAGCAGAGAAAGAAAUCAAAAGAAAAUCAGAAAAGCAAAAUACGGAGGAGGACUGUCCAUCUCUUUGUAUUUGCAUUUAGAGUGAAAAUGGAGAAGGGUGGAAAAGGGUUCUCUCUGCCUGGAACAGCACUCAAAUCUUCUCUCAAGUCUCCUCCUCCUCCUAAUUCUAACCAUGCAGCAGCAAAAGGAAAGGAGGACGGCUCUGGAAAGUCUAAUAGGGGAAGGACAGUUCAAUUCAAUUCCGAAGGUCUUGAUGACGAUUUUGAUUUCCUAUCGAAUUCUAACGGGAAUGUUAAUUCCGCUGCUGCCAAAGGUAAUAUGAGCAAGGGGGGUAAAGGAGAUAAGACGUCAAAUGGUGGAAAGGCUUCCUCAAAAAAGGAUCGACAAACUCUUGAACUGAAAAUAGAGCAGGAGCUUCCAAAGAAUUCCACAUGUCUAAUGGACUGCGAGGCCGCACAAAUCUUACAAGGAAUCCAAGAGCAGAUGGUUUUACUAUCUCAAGAUGCCACAAUCAAACUUCCAGUGUCAUUUGACAGGGCACUGCCACAUGCAAAGAAAGGUUCUCAUUAUACAAAUCCCCAGUCUGUCAGGCGAAUUCUUGACGGUUUGAAAAAACAUGGCGUCUCUGAUGGGGAGAUAGCAGUAAUAGCUAAUGUCUGUCCGGAGAGCACCGAUGAAGUUUUUGCACUUGUCCGAUCAUUGAAGUCGAAGAUGAAUGAACUUACGGAACCACUCACACAUGUCCUUGGACAGCUAGCUGAACUGAAAAAGCAAGCAUAAUUCCUAUCUUGGAGUUGGAGGGAUACUUGAAUUCAGGCAUCGAGCAGGAAAGAAGAAAUUGCAUAGACACAGCAUUGCCAAAAUAUAUAUAAGGAUACAGAUAAAACUUUUAUUCUUGUUGAUUUUGUUACCUGUCUCUGCAUUUGUCACGGCCACGGUCCGAUCUACUUCUGCUCUGAAUUAUAUUCUUGGGGUCUAUUUUACUUCCUGAACUUCCUUCUUCUCCGCCCGGUAACUUUCUUUCAGAUUCUUGCUGUUUCUUCAUUUUCCGAUGAUCUGAUGAUCUCGUGCUGCCUUCUGGAAUAGUUUCAGUUGAUUGUUCAUCUUGCAUUUUACUUAUUUUUUCUUCGGAAAUUUGCGUCUUUUUCCCUCUUCUUGUCUCCUGGUUUAGCAUUCUCUGAUCUGUUGCUCUGGAACCUUUCUCAUGUUCAAAGAAGAGGACUUGCACCACGGUUCUUAAUGGCAGUCGUUCGUUCUUCACUGCGUGUGCUCGUACUUCUGGCGAUAGUUUUUGGCAGUCUAGAUGCCUGCAGAGACGUUUUCUGUCUUCUUUACUCAGCUCGGGAUGCUCCUGUUUUGUCAAAAAAGUGAAUCUUCAUCAUAUUAUGGUUGUUGCUCAGAAACAGAAAUGUCAAAACAUGAAUGAGUCAGCAAAAUGGCAAUUUUAAAAGUUUCUACACAUUAAGAGAAAAUUCCUCUAUAAAACAAGCGUUUCUGAAACAUUUCAUUUCCGUUUCAAUGAAACUUGUCGAGUCGUUCCUUUCAACAUUUCAUUUUUGUUUCUGGAAGUGUUUCUGAAACUCCAAAACUUUAUAUUUUUGUAAUUUUUUUUAUUUUACUGUUUUCAUUUCAGUAUUUCCCAUUGAGUAUGUGAACUAAUGCUUGACGAUAUAGAUUUAUGAGGUAAUUGAUUCUAAGAGUCAUACAUUUCCAAAUUAUUUCAUUCUCGUCACGAAAUUUUGAUUUGUUUUAUUUUGGUGAUAAAUUUUAAUUUUAUUUUACUGGAAAUGAAACCAAAUUAUGCGUAUGUGGAAAUCAAUGUUUGAUUAUUCAUGGUAAUUAUACCUAAUUAUUUUCUAUAAUUACACAAGCAGUCAAGAAUUAACUCGCUAUUUCUGUGUUAAAAUCCUUCUAGCUGAAAUGAAAUUUAAAUUUAGUCAUUAAAAUGAAACAAAUUAAAAUCCCAUUGAUCAAAAAAAUAAUCUGAAAGUUUAGCAGCUCCCAAAAUUAAUUACCUUAUGAUUCAUGUUUUAGUAGCAGAUAUCAUGAAAAUAGCUAUACCUUGAGAUAAAUGUUGAUUGCCUUGUAAAGGUCAUCAUGAACUUCCCUUGCAAUAUCAGGCAAAGCUUCAGCAAGUGAAACCAUUCUAGAUACAGGCAGGCUCUUAUCUCUUGAAAUCACUUGCAGAUACGAAUCGAUGAGCUUUCCGAUAUUUUUAAGCGAUCUUAUAAACUGCGAAUUUUCGACAGGUUGCGGUGACUGUCUUCUCCAUAGCAUUAAGAAACUUUCCAAUACUGAUGCAACCAAAUCAACAUCAUAGGAACACUGAUUGAAUGAUGAAUGUGAAGGAAAUACUAGAUCAGUCACCGUCGCCUCCUCUAAUUGCAAACCGCUUCUCCUAACGAGUUCUGUUUUCGUAAUAGGCGAUGCUCCUCCUAAGUAAUUCGCGAUACUAAGAAGUCUUAGCAAGAAGCUAACGGAUACUGACCCUCUAUCUGCUGGAAUCAUACUUACAAUGGCUUCGAGAAUUUUUCUGUUUUUCUCUGUAUCUUCAUUUUGAGUGACUGAAAUCUGUGCAGGAUGAGUUUUUGUACUGUCUGGUAACCAACGACUAGCAUAUACGUGCAAUGCUUCACCAAUAAGUUGCGGUGGCAGCAUGUAUGUAGAUCUUACGGCUGUGAUUAUACAUCGAAAGAGAUCUAUAUCAAGAUCAGAUACGUCUUCAGUCCACCAAUCCUUGGGGACGGAUUGCUGAGACUUUUUAAACCCUGGUCUGGUGUAUGUGUAGGACCAUGUAACCUGCAGAAGAGAGUAGUCAGUUUUCUCAGCAGAAACAAAGAGAAUGUUCCGAAUUCCUGAAAUGCAUACUUUCUUUCUUGUAAUUAAUUGAUUAUAGAAGUAACUGAAUUAACCUUUGGUGGGGGAGUAAGGAUUUUUUCGACGAUUGAAUUAAUGCAUUUUCUGAUGAUUCCGAGAUUCUC